Molecule: messenger RNA, 9043 nt
Organism: Tachyglossus aculeatus (Australian echidna)
Lineage: Eukaryota; Metazoa; Chordata; Mammalia; Monotremata; Tachyglossidae
Gene: VCPIP1
Product: valosin containing protein interacting protein 1
Exons: 7
Coding region: 1-4308 (1435 amino acids)
Biological process (GO): protein K48-linked deubiquitination; protein ubiquitination; Golgi reassembly
Molecular function (GO): cysteine-type deubiquitinase activity
Source: RefSeq, a predicted model, not a curated record
AUGACUAUUUCGGAGGCUGCGAGCAAGACGGGGGUGGGGACUCCAACUCCCAGCAGCCUCAGCGGCGGCGACCGGUUCCCCCGCCCUUUCGCCGCGCUGCCUCACGGUCCUCGUAGUCCCGCCCCGCGUCCACCGGCUAAACCGACGCCCCGUCGGACUCAGUUUCCCAGGGGGGCAGAGCGGCGCGGGGCGCCUGCGCACUCUCCCCGUGUGUGGGGGCGGAGCGGCGCGGGGCGCCUGCGCACUCUCCCCCGGCUCCGCAAGGCAUUCUGGGAAAGGACUAUUUCUGAGGCUGCGAGCGAGGAAGACGGGGGGGGGGGACUCCAACUCCCAGCAGCCUCAGCGGCGGCGGCGACCGGUUCCCCCGCCCUUUCGCCGCGCUGCCUCACGGUCCUCGUAGUCCCGCCCCGCGCCCUCCGGCUAAACCGACGCCCGGUCGGACUCCGUUUCCCAGGGGGGCGGAGCGGCGCGGGGCGCCUGCGCACUCUCCCCAAGAGGGCGUGUGUGAGUGUGUGUUUGGGGCGCCGUUACGUUCGGGGGCCGCGGCUCCGCAAGGCAUUCUGGGAAAGGACUAUUUCUGAGGCUGCGAGCGAGAAGGAGGGUGGGGACUCCAACUCCCAGCAGCCUCAGCGGCGGCGGCGGCGACCGGGGGGCGGAGCGGCGCGGGGCGCCUGCGCACUGUCCCCGCGAGCGAGCGUUUGGGGGCCGCCGUUCCGUUCGGGGGGCAACGGCCCCGGCUGCGGGAGGGGCGGGCGGGGAGGCUCCGCCUCGGUGAAUCCCGUCGGAUGUGAGGGCGGGCGGCGAGCCCGUGAGGAGGGCCGGGGAGCUAUGUCCCAGCCGCCGCCGCCGCCGCCGGCGGGGUCCCCCGCGCAGCCCCGCGGGCGCGGGCGGUGCCCGUCCCCGGCCCGGGGCGCGGCGGGGCCGGAGGAGCCGCCCCCCCGCGAGGAGCCGCCGCCCCCCGAGCCCUCCGAGCUGCCGCCCCCGCCCCCGCCCGGGGAUCCGCCCCGGAGGAGCCCGGAGGCGGCCAAGGUGCUGGGCCUGUCGUCCUACCACUGCAAGCUGCUGGCGCCCAUCCUGGCCCGCUACGGGCUGGACCGGGCGACGGGGCGGGCCCGGCCGCUGCGGGACAUGAACCGGGGCGAGCUGUUCGACUGCGCCGUGCUGGGCGACCGGGCGUUCCUGAUCGAGCCCGAGCACGUGGACACGGCGGGCUACGGGCGCGACCGGUCGGGCAGCCUGCUGUACCUGCGCGACACGCUGGAGGCCAUCCGGCGGGCCAACCGGGGCCGCGAGGCGCUGGUGCCCGUGCACGUGGACGGCGACGGCCACUGCCUGGUGCACGCCGUGUCCCGGGCCCUGGUGGGGCGCGAGCUGUUCUGGCACGCGCUGCGCGAGAACCUGAAGCGCCACUUCCAGCAGCACCUGGCCCGCUACCGGGCCCUGUUCCGCGACUUCAUCGCGGCGGCCGAGUGGGAGGACAUCGUCAGCGAGUGCGACCCCGGGUUCGUGCCCCCCGAGGGCGUGCCGCUGGGCCUGCGCAACGUGCACGUCUUCGGCCUGGCCAACGUGCUGCGCCGCCCCAUCGUCCUGCUCGACUCCCUGAGCGGCAUGCGCAGCUCGGCCGACUACUCGGCCACCUUCCUGCCGGGCCUGGUGCCCGCCGAGCGCUGCGCCGGCCGCGACGGCCGCCUCAACAAGCCCAUCUGCAUCGCCUGGAGCAGCUCCGGCCGCAACCACUACAUCCCGCUGGUGGGCGUCCGCGGGGCCGCCCUGCCCCGCCUGCCCGGCCCGCUGCUGCCCAAGGCCUGGGGGGUGCCCCAGGACCUCCUGCCCAGGUACAUCCAGCUGGAGGACGACGGCGGCUGCGUCAUCGGCGGCGACCGCGGCCUGCGCGACGGCUACCUGCUGCGCCUCGUGGCCGCCAUGGAGCGGGUCUUCGUCGACGAGCACGGCGUCCACCCGGCCCUGGUGGCCGACGUCCACCGCUGCUUCUACCGCCGGGCCGGGGCCGUGGCCGUCCGGCCCGAGGAGGUCACCGCCGCCGCCCGGAGGGCCGUGGCCGAGGGCCGCCUCCACCGGUGCCUGGCCUGCGGGGCCCUCUCCGACCUGCCCCCGGCCCCCGACCCGCCCCCGGCCCCCGACCGGCCGCCGGCCCGCGCCCGCCCGCGCCCCGACGGCGGGGACCCCGGCGGGGACGCCCCGCCGCCCGACCGCGGGCCCGGCGGGCCCGGCGGCCCCGCCGCCGCCUGCGCCUGGUGCCGCGGCCCCGCCGUGCGCCGCGUCCGGCCCGACGGCUCCGUCGUCUACCUGGACGGCGACCGGACCGGCGCCAGGUCCGCCGGCGGCAGGUGCGGCUGCGGCUUCAAGCACCACUGGGAGGGCAGGGAGUACGACAACCUGCCGGAGGCCUUCCCCAUCGCCCUGGAGUGGAACGGGAGGGUGGUGCGCGAGACCGUCUACUGGUUCCAGGACGAGAGCGAGCCGGCCCUCAACAGCAACGUGUACGACGUGGCCACGAGGCUGGUGACCAGGCACUUCCCCGGCGAGUUCGGGAGCGAGCUCCUCGUCCAGAAAGUGGUGCACACCAUCCUGCGCCAGACCGCCAGGAGGGACCCCGACCGCCACGCGACCCUGGGCGGCGACGGGGCUCGAGCGCGGACGGCGGCGACGGCCCCCCCCGGCCGGGACCCCGAGUCGCGGCUCCCCACCAAGAUCAUCCUCACCGGCCCGAAGACGAAGACGCUGCACAAGGAGGAGCUGACCGCGAGUAAGGCCGAGAGGGCCGUUCAGCAGGGCGUCGCCGAGCGGGCCCCCCUGCUGCAGAAGCGCAGGACGGAGAAGCUGAGGCAGGAGCGGGGAGGGCCGGCCGGGAACGCCUCCCCCGGCCUCCCCCGGGACGGCCCGUCUUCCGCCCCCGCCACCCCCACGAAGGCCCCCCGUUCGCCCGCUUCCCUCAAAGAGAAGAAGAUCCGGAUAACGACGGACGACGGGCGGCAGGCCACGCUUACCCUCGAGUCUUCCACCACCUUCUUCCAACUCCGGGAGAGUAUAGCCAGGGAAUUUGACAUCCCUCCCGCCCUGCAGUGCAUCCGCCACGGCUUCCCCCCGAAAGAACUCACGGCCCCCGGAGGGGGCGCGGAGAACGAACCCGUGCCCUUGCAGCACGGCGACAAGAUAACCAUCGAGAUCCUGAAAGGCAAAGAGGGAGGGGGUCGGCCUGCUACGGCGCGCUCGGCCCCCGCGGGGAAACGCGAAGACGCCGCCGUGACCGGCAAAAUCUCCCCCAGGGAGCUCCAAGAGCAAACCGACAAAGAGAUGUAUUCCUUGUGUCUCCUGGCCACGUUGAUGGGAGAAGAUGUAUGGUCUUAUGCAAAGGGACUUCCUCACUUGUUCCAACAGGGUGGGGUGUUCUACAAUAUAAUGAAGAAAACCAUGGGUAUGACUGAUGGCAAACAUUGUACUUUUCCACAUCUGCCGGGUAAAACCUUUGUCUACAAUGCCACAGAAGACAGACUGGAAUUGUGUGUGGAUACUGCAGGGCACUUCCCCAUUGGGCCUGAUGUUGAAGAUUUAGUUAAAGAGGCCUUAAGUCAGGUUCGAGCAGAGGCUACUUCAAGAAGUAGGGAAGCAAGUCCUUCACAUGGUCUCUUGAAAUUAGGUAGUGGUGGAGUAGUAAAAAAGAAAUCCGAACAACUGCAUAACAUAACUGCAUUUCAAGGGAAAGGGCAUUCUCUAGGAACUGCGUCCAGUAGCCCCCAUCUUGAUCAGAGAGUAAGAGAAACUCCAGUGGCGAGAAAACAUAGCACAGGGACAGACUUUGGUACGAGUUCCACAAAAACCGAGGCUUCUGUAUUCACGGAUGCUCCUGGUAACAGUGAGCUUAUCCGAAUAGCUCCUGGAGUAGUAACGAUGAGAGACAGCAGGCAGCUUGACCCUAACUUGAUAGAGGCGCAGAGGAAAAAAUUGCAGGAAAUGGUUUCUUCGAUUCAGGCCUCAAUGGAUAGGCACUUGCGGGAUCAGAACACGGAGCAGCCGGCAUUAACUGACUCUUCUCAAAGGAAGGCUGAAGUGAGUUCUUCCGCAAAACCUGGGAGCCUUCUGUCUGGCUUGACCGAAUCCUUUUCCGUAACCGACGGCACUGGGCAUCCGAAUCCUGAAGCGACUGGCGGUAAUGCGGCAAGUGUGAUGGGAACAACAUUUCCCAUUCGGCCUAAAGCACCAAGGGAAAAUUCCGUGGAGGAGCCUGAAGAGAUGGAUAGUCAAGAUGCUGAGAUGACUAAUACAACUGAGCCAAUGGAUCACUCUUGAUUGGGUUGAAAAUCAUUAAGAGCAGAAAAACUUAUUGUGAAUACGUAACGUUCGUUGGCUGGGCCACCUACACGAUUAGUCACUUAAGAGCAUCCCGUACGUAAUGUUUCAAAGAUUAUAUCUUCUUAUUCAGUGCAUGAUAGCAAGUGUGUGAUUGGCAAUAGCUUUUAUUAUACUGCUGCCCAGGCUGGCUCUCAAUUACAUGGAAAUUAGUUGUUAGGUGCACUGAGAAACGAACAUCUGCUGUAGAUGUGGAUGACUGAAAGUUUUUGGGGUUUUUUUUUUGUAAUUUUCAUUCCAUGAAAGUCUUAAUGCUUCAAAGACAUGAAAGUUAUUGCAAUAAACGCGUAAGAUUACUGAAAAGGCUAAACUGGGCAAAAAUCUAAAUUUGACAAUGUUAACAUGGCCUCAGACAUAACUUUCAUUCACACAGAUUUCACAUAGUGUACAAAAAGCUUUACAAUGAGAACAAAUGAGGACUGUGGAUGUUAAAAUUCAUACUACAGUAUGGUCAACACUUUAUGGUGUUGACAUUCCCUUAGAAUUGAAUACAUUCAAAGAGCUACAUGCGCUUGAUGGAGAGAAUGGAAAGAGGGAGUAGAUGUAUCAAGCUCCUCUAUUUUGUCAGUUGGAGCAAGGUUAGAGAGAAGACUACUUUGGAAUGAUAAGACGGGUGGGAUUCAGUUGUAUUGCCGUCUAAGCCAAAACAUCCAUUUAUGUACUACGUUAGCAUUAGCAUGUUACUACUGUCUCCUGAAUCUCAAGCUGGUCAGGUGCCAUUUAGUUUUUUUUUUUUUUAAAUCUCGCAGAAAGGCUGGUGAAUGUCAGGACAGAAGUACAACAGAUAAUGGUAGCUAAAGUUAUGUGAUGCCCAAUUUUUAGAAAUGUUGACUCUCAGAGGACUUGUGAGAAUUUAUCUUUACAAAUUAGUUGCAUUGUUCAAAAAAUCUUGAUCAGUGAUAUUGCAGCUUGCAUAGUAUACGUGUCUUUGAGACCCAUUUGGAAACUCCAAGUGGUUCCUAACUUUCAGUGCCCAGAGGAUUGUUAUUUGUUGACUUUACUUGAAUUUGUGAUGCAGAUGUGACUGCAUCGGUCUCUGACAUCUUGGCAUUCACUUAGUGCACUCAUCAGCUAUUUAGUGCCAGCUUCCCUGAGAAACAGCUGUCAUACUUAUUCCACAAAGACAAAGAAUGUUAUCUUGAUGUUUGUAUUGCACUACUUUACCUCUCACCUUGCAAUCUGUACUCCACGAGGUGCAUUUUAGUCCACUUUUUCCCUCUGCUCACUGAAGUAAAGCUGAAUUGGAAUGUAUUUUAAUAGUCUUGAAUUUAGAGCACUUAAAGCUUGGCUGUGUGUUCCCAUAGCAAAAGUCCAAAACAUUUUCAUUCUGCAAAAUGUCCAUUUGGGAAAUAUCAAACGUUCAAAAAUCUCUUUAUCUGCUGUCACAAGAAUUUGGUAUACCACUUUGAACCUAAUUUCCCAAUGAGGGACAUUUUCUUUAUGUGGAAAUAAAUUCAACCGAAGCCACUUAUCAGCUGCUGCGUUUUGGUUGAGAAGACUAAGGAAUCUAGAUAUUUUAAAAACUAAAAUUGGCUAAGAUUUUGUUGGAUUAAUUUUGUGACUUGAAAAACUUGACCGUGUCGCUUACCUGUGACUUCUACAUUUUACUUUUUUUUUUUCUCUAGGUCAAAGUUCUUUUGGGAAGUGUAUUUCUUUGAAUGUGUCAGUUUUGCAUUGUGAGGGAAACAAAUACAAGUAACAUUUCAUAUUUAGUUAAUAGGUUACAGGGGGUGGUGGUAAAUACAACUUAAAACCUAGUAAAGAAUCCGAACUCCAGGAAAUCGUUUAAUAAGCCAGUGCACGGCUUUCAGGUAAAUCAGAGAAUCGCCUUUAAUUUAACACGUAUAAGUUCUCUACUUUGCCUUAUGUUCGACAGAUGACUCGCAAGUCUUAUUUGGUAUAAAGAAAUCAGGGCAGAGACAAAACCAAUCUUAUUUUAUUAACUGUAUCUGCUCUUUUAGCAUGAAACAGGAUGUGCAUAUGGCCGAUUGCCGGAAGUCUGCAGUAAUUUUCAAAAACAUAUUACCAAUCUUUUUUGCUACAGAAUUGCUACUCAGAAGCCAGAUUCGAAAGUCAAGUGGAAAUAUGAGUUCUCUCAUUUGAAAGAAAAUAAGUAUGCCUAGAAAAGACUUGAUUCAGAAAAAUGACCACAUUGCUAGAGAUUAUUUUAAAAGGGUCAAGAAUGUGGAGAGGUGUGGCAGAUUUGGUGAGGGAUGAACCCUAUUGCGUGUUUUCAAGAAGGCUUAGAGCGGUCUCUGUAGACUUUAUUUAUCUUACGUUAUUUGACGAGUGACCAUCCUUCCUCUUCUAAAUGUAAUCGGACUGCUGUAGAUUUGACUGUUGUUUGAGGCCAGCCAUUAGUGAUAUUGUGGGAAUUGCUGUAAAUCUUCCCUCACUGGACAUUUUGCUAGUUAACUAGGAGAAAAAAAAAAUGGAAACAAUAUUUGAAUUUAAACUCUCAAAGUUCAGAAUUAUAAUUUCACUUUUCAAUUAAGCUCUAUUGGCAGUUCGCAGUCGCACUAACAAUUUGAAGGAAACCCCAGAAUAUUUUUUCAGUAAUCUUCCCUGUGGAUAAACUAAUCGUGUUUUGUUAGAUCCUGAUCGAGGUAUGCUACAAGGUUAUAUGUAACUAGAUGGAGUCUCCUGUCGGCAGUGACAGGCAGGCUUCAGAACUGAGACUUCGACAGUAAGAAUUACAGACAGUAUCAGAAUAUUAGCUACAAUUAAACACACCCAAACAGUGCAGAGUAGUAUGUUCACAUUUCAUUUGAACCAAAAUGGGAGUAGCAAAAUUAAAAUGUAAACCCGGCUGUUUUUUUUUUUUGACAUUCCCUGGGAAAGUGCUACAGAUAUAGCAGAAACAGUUUUACCAACUGCUCUUCUUAGGCAUGAAGAUAACUUGCUUUAUUUUUUCUUUUAAAGAAUUUUCUUUGACUAUGUCAAAGUUUGCUAUUGAGUUAUGAAUUUGAAAUGUGGCUAGGGUUCCCAGGUUUUCUGGGCAACUGUACGGUCGUAGCUGAAGAUCUCUGUAGUACCAGCCAGUGCUACCUGGGAGUUAGUCGGAGCUGAGCUCAACUUAUAAUUUUAAAAUGUGCUCAACUGUACAUGGGCAGUAGUUCUGUACUGUGACCUAGAGCUCAGGGAAUUCCUUAUUCAAGUCUCACGUGCCAGUAUUGAUAUAUUUUCCACGACUCAAAAAUCCCUGACACCAUACUUUGCUAACGACUCAAUUCACGGUUUUUAACAGUAUUAUUUUACAUGGUCUGCUUCUAGUACCAGCUGCUAGUUUCAGUUGAUUUGGAAAUAACUCCACAUCUAUAACCAAAAUUCUGAAAUGGAGAAAAACUGAACUUGUAUAACACGACUUCUCUGAAAAAUCAAGUGUUACACUUGAAUUUGACAGCAUAGCGACUGAAAUUAUUUUUUAAGCAAUCACAAGAUGUGUGCUAAGAUACUCAGUUUUCUUUUCAAAGUCACUUAAGACUAUGUAAUCUGUGCCCCCCCCCCCCCCCCCCCCCCAUUCGAUACCACUGAACAGAACUAUAACAGAUUUUGAACAUUUCAGGAGUAACGUUUGAGUUCACUUUUCAUUGAACGCUUAUACCAUGGGUUAAUUUCUAUCCAUCAAGCACAUGGAUUUUAAAUGGGCUUUUCUGUUCAUAAUAGGUACAUAAAGAAUGAAAGAAGGUUGAUAGAUAUACCCUCGGUUGAAGAGGAUGAUUAUAUCAGUUUUGCAAAAUCACACCACUCUAAAGCCGAUCACUUCUAAUACCAUUCGGAAGUUAUUUUGAGGACCAAAGCUGAGUGUAACUUAAAAACAAAUCACAUUAUUCAAACGUAUGCUUAGCAAACAAGUAACAGAGUAGCUAUGUCAUCCAUGUAAACUUUGCAGGGUAUCCAAUCAGUUCUGUUAUUCUUGACAAUACUCUGACACGCUGAGUGUUUCAUGUUUUAAGAUAUUUGAAUCGUGGGAAUUUAAGCUUUGUUCUACAACAGCAGGAAUUGUACAAAAUGUGAAUGAAUGGACUGACUAAAAAAUGCCAUUAUUUGUAUAGUUGACAUUUACACUUUAAAAAAAUUAUGGACUCCACAUGAUUUUGUAGAAUAAUAUACCAUGAUGAUUUGCCUCCUGUAAAAGAAACAGAAAACCGAGUUGUUUUUGCUUGUGAAUAUCAAUUACUUAGGUUUUUAAAUUUUAAGAUAUUGCCUACAAUCUUUAGAAUGCAGAAUUCCCUCUCUGAGCCUUUAUGCCUGAGGUAGAGCAAUAAAAGAUUUAAAAAGUUAUUAGUAUUUCAGAUUUACUUGACUUUCUAAUGAGGAUUAUUGCCAAGAAUCGAAGAGUGCACUUUUUGGAGGGAAAUGCUAUUUAAAAUGUGUAUAAAUAAGCAGUACUAGUGUAUAUAUUUAGAAAGCAAAACUUUUUAAACAGCAAGUGCUUUAAAUGUUAGGUAAAAAUCAAUUAGCAUAGAAGUUAUACCAUCGCUACAGAACUGGUUGUUAUCCAGAACAUUUUGAUUUAUUUUAUUUGUGAUUGCUGUAUUAAUUAAUUUGGGUUUUUUAAAUCUGUAAUGUAACAAUAGUGUAUUAUAAACAGUAUAUAGUGUACUAUAUUACACUUCAAUGUACAGUAUUUGAAGUUUUUCGAUUGCUCUAUUAAAAUUAUAAGUUAAAUAUG